Molecule: messenger RNA, 660 nt
Organism: Exophiala dermatitidis NIH/UT8656
Lineage: Eukaryota; Fungi; Ascomycota; Eurotiomycetes; Chaetothyriales; Herpotrichiellaceae
Exons: 2
Coding region: 1-660 (219 amino acids)
Biological process (GO): nuclear-transcribed mRNA catabolic process, RNase MRP-dependent; rRNA processing; intronic box C/D snoRNA processing
Cellular component (GO): ribonuclease MRP complex; nucleolar ribonuclease P complex; cytosol
Molecular function (GO): ribonuclease MRP activity
Source: RefSeq, a predicted model, not a curated record
AUGAACAAACAAAAGAAACCCGUGCAUGCUUUGUCGCUGCCAUAUCCCGACCCAGAAUGGCCUGCAAUUACUCCCGACCAAGAACAAGCGAUCCUAAGCCUACUACUUCCUCUGCUCCAACCGAUCGGUGCAUUCAAGCAAGACAAUGUCCCUCGUUCAAAGGGUCAAGGAAGAGCUGGAAAAACACAAACAAAAGGGAAUGAGACGAUACCGGAAUUGUACGAGCAUCUGACCAUUGGGUUCAACAGUACAGUUCGCAGACUAGAGGGUCUGGCUCGUGGUCAGAAGCCUGAGGUGUUUCCAGCUGUGACUACCCUCCCACCGCCACCAGAUCAGAUCUCAAAUCUUUCACUGGUGCUUGUAUGUCGCCGUAACCUCCCAGACAUCAUGACAUCUUCAUUGCCGCUGCUGGUGGCUACUUCCGCCCCGUUAGCGAACCGCGCCAGAUUGAUCGAAGUGUCCCCCCAGGCAGAAUCCAAAGUUGCGCAGGCGCUACAACAACCACGGGUUGGGGUGCUAGGGGUCGAAGCGGGUGCCCCUGGUACAGAAACACUAUCGCGAUUCGUGACUGAUACCAUUCCCACAGUCGAGGUCCCCUGGCUCGAUCGACCGCAUAAUCCCACUUACUUUCCAGUCAAGGUCAAGACCACCAAUGGCUGA